AUUCGCGCGUCCUGACCAUGCAUAAUCAACAAAAUGUCGGAAGAUGACGGCCUCUACGACGAUCUAGAAGUUGACCCUCGUCAUAGCACUAGUAGCAAGCUGCUGCCGCAAUCGUUUGCGUCGCCCAAAAAGCAGCGGUCGACUGGAACUCCAGCCGCCGCCGAGGUUGUCCCGGAACGUCCAAGAUCCUUGGCGGAGGAGGUAUCCUACUUGCAAGAAAAAGUCAACCUGCUAGAGACCGAAAACGAAAAUUUACAGCGCAACAUGGGGACGUUGUAUCGGACAGCCGUAGCUGAACUGGCCCGUAAGGACGCCGAAAUUACGAGACUACAACAAGAAAUCGCGGACCGCAGCUAAUUCUGACAUUAAUAUCCAUCCUUGGUGUUGUAGGUCGUAUGCAAUGUACCGCUUUCAGGAGUCUUGGCGACGCUGCCACCGCUGCCCAAGGUUAUGCAGGCUGCUACGCAGAUCCCGAGAUCAUCAUCAUCUCCGAGUUCCUCGACAACACGUCCAGUGUGAAAUGAUAGCCCUCCAACACAGGUCUCCAUCGGCAAAAUUUGACCGUAAGGAAACACUUUAGCUACUUGCAACAAAUCUACCGGCAUCAGUACCGGUGGAGAUGACCCUGGGAUAACCGGUAUGCCAAGCUUGACGUGGCUUAGCAUUGCGUGGCGACCACCAGGCAGAUGCGAAAUGACGCCAGGAAUGCUGUUGAACUCAAU
Messenger RNA from Phaeodactylum tricornutum CCAP 1055/1, 722 nucleotides. RefSeq lists its product with no specific name. Lineage: Eukaryota; Bacillariophyta; Bacillariophyceae; Surirellales; Neidiaceae. The record is from RefSeq and is a predicted model, not a curated record. Bases 34 to 357 code for a protein of 107 amino acids. The transcript has a single exon.